Messenger RNA from Clarias gariepinus (North African catfish), 699 nucleotides. RefSeq names its product polymeric immunoglobulin receptor-like. Bases 6 to 656 code for a protein of 216 amino acids. The transcript has 3 exons. The record is from RefSeq and is a predicted model, not a curated record. NCBI's taxonomy places the organism in Eukaryota, Metazoa, Chordata, Actinopteri, Siluriformes, Clariidae.
AGAGCAUGUGGACGCUGAAAAAUGUAGCUGUAAAACAUGGAGGAUCGGUCUCUAUUCCAUGUCUUUAUGAGGAACAAUACAAAACAAACUCUAAAUUCUGGUGCAAGGGGUGUUACUGGUCUACCUGCAGCAUAGUAGCUUUUGCAAAUACACAUGGAAGUACAUCGAUAACGGAUUAUCCAGCACAGAAUAUGUUCACUGUGGAAAUGAACCUCGUGUCUGAUUCUGGAUGGUUUUGGUGUGGAGCAGAAAUUGGUAGUUAUUUAGAUGACCGUGAUUAUUUGUACCUGACAGUUAGUGAAGCUCCUGAUCUCUCUGUAGUGAAGAGCAGAGUGAAAGGUAAAGAAGGUGGAAGUGUCACAGUCCAGUGUCUCUACAGUGCUGCGUAUAGGAAUACACAGAAGAAGUGGUGCAGAUUCAGUGACAGGUGCUGCAACACAGUGGGGAAGACUGACACAUCCCAGAAUUCAUCAGUGCACAUCAGUGAUAAUGGGAGAUCCUUCAGUGUGGAGAUAAGAGGACUGAAGAAAUGUGAUGCUGGCUGGUACUGGUGCAGUGCAGGAGAUCUGCAGGUUCCUGUUCACAUCAGUGUUGGUGAUGAAGCUCCAGGAACCUCUGUAGCCCAACUAGGGGCCAUGGAGGCCAAAGGUGAUUAGCAUCUUAUUUAUUUCCAUUUUUAGCCGUGGUAAGAUCUCCAGU